AUGCCCUGCCCGUAUGGUUGCCACCCCUCGUACGUGAUGCCCGUCCAGCUUCAGCCUCAGAUGUGCUGUCAUGGGUAUGCGUUUUACAACAUGUUCGGCGCCAUGAACUCAGCUGCCGGGGCUUUCGCGGGUGCUGCCGCCGGAGCGGGAGCCGCUGCUGGAGCCAACUUUGCCAACAACAUGUGGCCCAUGACCCCAGCUGCCAUGACGAUGCCAAUGAUGGGGUACAGCAUGGGUGCCGGACCUGUCUCCAUGGCCGCUCAGUCCUUUGUUUACACUUCUCCCGUCGGGCCCAACACGGGCAUCCCGAUCCAGAUCACGUCCUUUUACCCCAUUGGCACAUUUGUUGGCCCUGGCGGACCUGUCCAGGCGCCUAUGAACGGCUGCGCGCCUCCGAUGGCUAUGCCCUUUCGCCUAGCUCCUUAG
Molecule: messenger RNA, 426 nt
Organism: Podospora pseudocomata
Lineage: Eukaryota; Fungi; Ascomycota; Sordariomycetes; Sordariales; Podosporaceae
Exons: 3
Coding region: 1-426 (141 amino acids)
Source: RefSeq, a predicted model, not a curated record